Molecule: messenger RNA, 2733 nt
Organism: Phycomyces blakesleeanus NRRL 1555(-)
Lineage: Eukaryota; Fungi; Mucoromycota; Mucoromycetes; Mucorales; Phycomycetaceae
Exons: 5
Coding region: 1-2733 (910 amino acids)
Biological process (GO): mRNA splicing, via spliceosome; spliceosomal tri-snRNP complex assembly
Cellular component (GO): U4/U6 x U5 tri-snRNP complex; catalytic step 2 spliceosome
Molecular function (GO): protein binding
Source: RefSeq, a predicted model, not a curated record
AUGACAAAGAGGCUUGAUUUUGUUGGAAAGCCAGCUCCACCCAACUAUGUCGCUGGUUUAGGACGUGGUGCAACUGGUUUCACCACGCGAUCUGACAUUGGUCCUGCAAGAGAAACAGGUGACAUUGGAUCAGAUGUCAAACAUGCACCUGGAAAGGAAGGAGAAGACGAGGAUGACGAACGUUUCCAAGAUCCAGACAACGAAAUUGGCUUGUUCUCAAAGGCGCCUUACGAAGAAGAUGAUGAGGAAGCUGACAGAGUCUGGGGGAUGAUUGAUGAAAAGAUGGAUGAAAGACGAAGGGUACGCAGAGAAGCGAGAGAACGUGAGGAACUGGCGCGCUAUCGUCUGGAACGACCCAAGAUUUCGCAGCAGUUUGCUGAUCUCAAACGCCAACUGACGACGAUCAAUGAGGCGGAAUGGGCUGCGAUUCCGGAAGUAGGUGACUUGGUUGGAAAGAACAGAAGACGUAACAAAAUGCCAGAGCGUUUCACACCCUUGCCAGACACCAUUCUUGCUGCUGCGCGAGACAGAACACAAUAUGAAACAACCCUUGACGAAGCAGAGCAGAAGCUGGGAGGCAUUGCUUCUAGCACUCUAGACAAUGAGAUGAUGACCAACUUCAAGGAGAUUGGUCAAGCAAGAGACAAAGUGCUUGGUCUGAAGUUGGAUCAGGUGUCGGACUCAGUCUCUGGCCAGACUACGAUUGAUCCAAAGGGAUAUCUCACUGAUCUCAAUAGUGUCGUGGUCAAGUCAACUACUGAGAUUGGUGACAUCAAAAAGGCUCGUCUUUUGUUAAACUCUGUAAUUACCACCAACCCCAUGCACGCACCCGGUUGGAUUGCUGCUGCGCGUGUAGAAGAAGUAGCCGGAAGAGCUGUUCAGGCCAGAAGUGUAAUUGCAAGAGGUUGUGAACAAUGCCCAAAGAAUGAAGAUGUCUGGUUAGAAGCAGCUCGCUUAAAUACUACUGAAAAUGCAAAGAUUAUCUUGGCCAAUGCUGUCCGUCACCUUCCUCAAUCUGUCAAGAUUUGGUUAAAGGCAGUCGACCUCGAGACUGACCAAAAGGCACAAAAGAGAGUUCUCCGCCGUGCUCUUGAAUUCAUCCCGAAUUCUGUAAAGUUAUGGCGUGCGGCGGUUAAUAUGGAAGAAAAUCCAGAUGAUGCAAAGGUCCUUUUGUCGCGUGCUGUUGAGUUGGUCCCGAUGAGUGUGGAUCUGUGGCUAGCACUGGCUCGAUUGGAAUCUUAUGCAAAUGCUAAAAAGGUUCUCAAUGUGGCUCGAACGACUAUUCCUACCAGUCAUGAGAUCUGGAUUGCUGCUGCCCGCCUGGAAGAAGAACGUGGCAAUCCGGAAAUUAUCGAUCGAAUUAUCACACGUGCGGUUUACACAUUGUCACAAACCGGCUCAGUCUUGGAUCGUGAUCAGUGGCUGAAGGAAGCCGAGACCUGUGAAAAGAACGGAUCGGUAGCGACGUGCCAGUCUAUAGUGAGAGCAACAGUUGCUCUGGGAAUUGAGGAUGAAGACCGCAAGUCAACUUGGAUGGAAGAUGCCGAGUCCUGUAUGGCACAUGGAUCGAUUGAGACUGCGCGGGCCAUUUACGCAUAUGCUCUCAAGGUGUUUCCUGGAAAAAAGUCGAUCUGGAGACAGGCUGCUUUCCUCGAAAAGAGUCAUGGAACACCAGAGAGUCUGGAGGAGCUUUUGCAGAGAGCUGUUCGCUACUGUCCUCAGGCAGAGGUUCUUUGGUUGAUGGGUGCCAAGGAGAAGUGGCUGGCUGGUGACAUUCAGGGAGCACGUAAUAUUCUCGAAGAGGCUUUCCGUGCCAAUCCCAACAGUGAGCAGAUCUGGCUCGCUGCCGUAAAGGUCGAGAGUGAGAGCCAGGAGUACAAGAACGCACGAAAGCUUUUGGAGAUGGCCAGAAGUCAGUCAGGCACAGAGCGUGUUUGGAUGAAGUCUGCUAUGCUUGAGCGCCAGAUGAAGAACUUUGAUGAGUGCUUGGCACUUAUUGAUGAAGGUCUCAAAAAAUACCCCACGUUCGACAAGUUCUGGAUGAUCAAGGGCCAAGUAGAGGACACUGCACUCGGACAGCCUGCCAAGGCCAGAGAGACAUACAACAAGGCUGUGAAGAGCUGUCCAAAAAGUAUCACUCUCUGGAUCCUUCUGGCUCAAUUAGAAGAAAAGAUGGGUAUGGUUACAAAGGCACGCGCAACUCUCGAGAAGGCCAGAUACAUCAACCCAAAAACAUCCGAGUUGUGGGUUCAGGCCAUUAGGAUCGAAACUCGCGCCAACAACACAGUCGCAGCAAAGGCAAUGGCAGCCAAGGCACUGCAGGAGUGCCCCUCUUCCGGUGCUCUCUGGACAGAGGUUAUCUUUUUGGAGGCACGGCCACAGAGAAAGGCUCGAAGUGUCGAUGGUCUUAAGAAAUGUGAACACGACCCCAUUAUUGUCACAACCGUCGCGCGCCUUUUCUGGACAGAGCGUAAGAUUGAGAAAGCACGAAACUGGUUCCAAAAGGCAGUUCAGAUUGAUCCUGAUCAGGGAGAUUCAUUUGCUUGGUGGUACAAUUUUGAGUUGCAACAUGGCACAGAGGAACAUCGGGAGAUCGUUGUGAAGAGAUGUGUGGCUGCCGAACCUCACCAUGGUGAGCAUUGGCAGGCAGUAGCAAAAGAUGUGGCAAACAUUGGUAAGAAGGUGGACGAAUUAUUGAAGCUUUGUGCGGCAAGACUCGAUCAAUUAAAGUAA